UGCGUCAUGUUGGCUGCAUUAUAAUAACAAUGGGGCGGGGUUGGUAGCAAAACAGCGCUGAAGCGCUUUAGUAUUUUCCUUUUAUAAAUUACCACAGAUUGUCAAAGGCAGAUGUUAAAGCGCUGCAGCAAGGAGGUCGCAAUGUGGGCGAGUUGUGUAAACUUUUUUUAUGAGGCUUACGUAUCGUGUCGUCCGGACGGGCGCAUAGCGUUACAUUAUUAUCUCAACAUUUUUUCGCAUUCAUCACCAGAUUUACAGCUAAAUAUGGAUUUCAGUGUCAAAAACACGUGUAAAACAUCUGCAGUGCUUUAGUUUAGUGCAGCUGUGCGCCAGUGCGUGACGAGCACGCAUCGCCAAGGGAUUCACAUUAAUUAUGUGAGCGUCGAAGAACCAUUUCAAGUAUGCGAUAACACGCCCUCAUCUUACUUAGCAAACUGGACACAUUUAAGACGUGACUCAAUUAUAAUUACAACAUUGCGUGCAAGACUAAUAUAAAAUCAAUACUCGGGGACUGAUUAUCUCAACUGCAGUCUCAUUUCCUCUUGCCGUUUCAUAUCCAAUCGAGGUAAUGAGGACAAAAUUAACCCAGUUAAGAGUAAGAGUGUAAUUUGCGUUGUUACGUCAAUAAUUAAUUACCAAAAAAUUAGGGCCUUGGCGGUCGUUUUCGAAUUUAGUUCCUUUGCCUGCCGGCAGAGCGCGCGUCCUCGACGUUGUCGCGCCUGCGCGCAGUCUGCGCUUACUUCGCGUCGGAGCACCGUGCUGCAGCAGCCACCGGGGCUCCCGUGGAGUCCUAAAACUAUAAUCUUUCUCAAUUAGUGCUUCGUCAGUGUUUUAGUGUAGUGCAGUGUUAUUGUUUUAGUGGAUACAAGUAUUUUCGUGCGGAUCUGAGUGGUGGAGUGUUGCGGCGCAAAUCGAUAUCGGAAGUGAUGGCGCAGCAAACAUGAGCCAGGGAGGUUCUCGGAGGCCUUACUCGCGCGGGGGCCCGCGCUGGCACCCGCGCUACAAGGAUUACUGGGAUUACGAGCAAAACUACAGUGAUGGCAGCAGUGCCGGCAGCCCUAAGGAAGCGUGCGCGGCGCAGUCCCCGCCACCGCACGGUCCGCACGUGCCGCACGGUCCGCACGGGCCGCACGCGCACGGCCCGCACGGCCCGCACCCGCAUGCGCCGCACGCGCCGGGCAAGCGGGAGAACCGCCCUGAACCGAGGAGACUUAGCAUCGGGGGCGGCGCCGGCGGCUCGCGGCGCGCCGCGCCCGCCGAGCGACGCAGACCAGAGUUGCGCCUGAGCCCGGGCGCGGGCCCCUCCGCCGACCCGCACCCGCCGCACCACCACCUCUCGCACCAUCAUCAUUUGGACACAAAUCCCCUGGAGGGCGCCGCGGAAGGCAGCGGCGCGGGCUCCUCCGACGGCGAGCUGUCCUCCAAGCCCGGCGACAGCCCCAGCAGGAAGCGCAGGCGGAUCUCCCGGCAUCGCCCUUCAGGCGAAAGUAACGUGUCAGUCCCCGCGCCGGCGGCGGAGCGCAGGACCCCGCGCCACCACUACCAGCCCCCUCGGCGGGUGCGGUACCUGAGCGGCGGCGGCGGCGGCCUGUGGCGGGAGCGAGUGCUGGAGCCUCACCAGCACCAACACCAACACCAGCACCAACACCAACACCAACACCAGCACCAUGCGCCGCUAUUAUUGGAUAUGAACCCGAUGUCCCUCCGCGGCGCGCGGCUCAGCGCGCUGGGCGGCGGCGUGGGCUGGCCGCACGCGCACCACCCCCACCCCCAUCCGCAUCCGCAGCACCAGCACCAGCACCAUCCGCAUCCGCACCCGCAUCCGCACCGGGAUCGACCGCAGAUGGGCGGUGUGUACGCGGGCCUGCAGUACCCGCCGCGGGGGCCCUUCGCGUCUCCGCCACACUACAUGUCCCACACGCAGCGGGCUGAAGGCGGGCGGCUGGAGCUCGCGCACGGCGGCGACGGCGCGCUGUCCCCGCUGCAGCCCGCCCCGGACCUGCACCACGCCCCUCUGCUGCUACAUACAGAGCCCCGCGGCGCGCCUUUAGAGUUGAUGCCUCAGCACGCGAGGGCGGCGUUGCCACACCAUCACUACAUGCCGCAGCGGCGGAGCGCGCUGGGCGCGGGUGGGGCGGUGGGGGGCGCGGGCGCGGCGCUGGGCGCGCUGCCCGCGCCCCCCGGGCUGCACGCGCGCGCCGCGCGGCCCUACGUGCGCCACGCGCCGCGCUGGCCGCACCAGCACCAGCACGCGCUGCACAUACACGCGCAGGUACGUACCGGCCACCGGCCCGGGUGGGGGUGGGCGCGGGCGCGCUGCCCGCGCCCCCCGGGCUGCACGCGCGCGCCGCGCGGCCCUACGUGCGCCACGCGCCGCGCUGGCCGCACCAGCACCAGCACGCGCUGCACAUACACGCGCAGGUACGUACCGGCCACCGGCCCGGGUGGGGGUGGGCGCGGGCGCGCUGCCCGCGCCCCCCGGGCUGCACGCGCGCGCCGCGCGGCCCUACGUGCGCCACGCGCCGCGCUGGCCGCACCAGCACCAGCACGCGCUGCACAUACACGCGCAGGUACGUACCGGCCACCGGCCCGGGUGGGGGUGGGCGCGGGCGCGCUGCCCGCGCCCCCCGGGCUGCACGCGCGCGCCGCGCGGCCCUACGUGCGCCACGCGCCGCGCUGGCCGCACCAGCACCAGCACGCGCUGCACAUACACGCGCAGGUACGUACCGGCCACCGGCCCGGGUGGGGGUGGGCGCGGGCGCGCUGCCCGCGCCCCCCGGGCUGCACGCGCGCGCCGCGCGGCCCUACGUGCGCCACGCGCCGCGCUGGCCGCACCAGCACCAGCACGCGCUGCACAUACACGCGCAGGUACGUACCGGCCACCGGCCCGGGUGGGGGUGGGCGCGGGCGCGCUGCCCGCGCCCCCCGGGCUGCACGCGCGCGCCGCGCGGCCCUACGUGCGCCACGCGCCGCGCUGGCCGCACCAGCACCAGCACGCGCUGCACAUACACGCGCAGGUACGUACCGGCCACCGGCCCGGGUGGGGGUGGGCGCGGGCGCGCUGCCCGCGCCCCCCGGGCUGCACGCGCGCGCCGCGCGGCCCUACGUGCGCCACGCGCCGCGCUGGCCGCACCAGCACCAGCACGCGCUGCACAUACACGCGCAGGUACGUACCGGCCACCGGCCCGGGUGGGGGUGGGCGCGGGCGCGCUGCCCGCGCCCCCCGGGCUGCACGCGCGCGCCGCGCGGCCCUACGUGCGCCACGCGCCGCGCUGGCCGCACCAGCACCAGCACGCGCUGCACAUACACGCGCAGGUACGUACCGGCCACCGGCCCGGGUGGGGGUGGGCGCGGGCGCGCUGCCCGCGCCCCCCGGGCUGCACGCGCGCGCCGCGCGGCCCUACGUGCGCCACGCGCCGCGCUGGCCGCACCAGCACCAGCACGCGCUGCACAUACACGCGCAGGUACGUACCGGCCACCGGCCCGGGUGGGGGUGGGCGCGGGCGCGCUGCCCGCGCCCCCCGGGCUGCACGCGCGCGCCGCGCGGCCCUACGUGCGCCACGCGCCGCGCUGGCCGCACCAGCACCAGCACGCGCUGCACAUACACGCGCAGGUACGUACCGGCCACCGGCCCGGGUGGGGGUGGGCGCGGGCGCGCUGCCCGCGCCCCCCGGGCUGCACGCGCGCGCCGCGCGGCCCUACGUGCGCCACGCGCCGCGCUGGCCGCACCAGCACCAGCACGCGCUGCACAUACACGCGCAGGUACGUACCGGCCACCGGCCCGGGUGGGGGUGGGCGCGGGCGCGCUGCCCGCGCCCCCCGGGCUGCACGCGCGCGCCGCGCGGCCCUACGUGCGCCACGCGCCGCGCUGGCCGCACCAGCACCAGCACGCGCUGCACAUACACGCGCAGGUACGUACCGGCCACCGGCCCGGGUGGGGGUGGGCGCGGGCGCGCUGCCCGCGCCCCCCGGGCUGCACGCGCGCGCCGCGCGGCCCUACGUGCGCCACGCGCCGCGCUGGCCGCACCAGCACCAGCACGCGCUGCACAUACACGCGCAGGUACGUACCGGCCACCGGCCCGGGUGGGGGUGGGCGCGGGCGCGCUGCCCGCGCCCCCCGGGCUGCACGCGCGCGCCGCGCGGCCCUACGUGCGCCACGCGCCGCGCUGGCCGCACCAGCACCAGCACGCGCUGCACAUACACGCGCAGGUACGUACCGGCCACCGGCCCGGGUGGGGGUGGGCGCGGGCGCGCUGCCCGCGCCCCCCGGGCUGCACGCGCGCGCCGCGCGGCCCUACGUGCGCCACGCGCCGCGCUGGCCGCACCAGCACCAGCACGCGCUGCACAUACACGCGCAGGUACGUACCGGCCACCGGCCCGGGUGGGGGUGGGCGCGGGCGCGCUGCCCGCGCCCCCCGGGCUGCACGCGCGCGCCGCGCGGCCCUACGUGCGCCACGCGCCGCGCUGGCCGCACCAGCACCAGCACGCGCUGCACAUACACGCGCAGGUACGUACCGGCCACCGGCCCGGGUGGGGGUGGGCGCGGGCGCGCUGCCCGCGCCCCCCGGGCUGCACGCGCGCGCCGCGCGGCCCUACGUGCGCCACGCGCCGCGCUGGCCGCACCAGCACCAGCACGCGCUGCACAUACACGCGCAGGUACGUACCGGCCACCGGCCCGGGUGGGGGUGGGCGCGGGCGCGCUGCCCGCGCCCCCCGGGCUGCACGCGCGCGCCGCGCGGCCCUACGUGCGCCACGCGCCGCGCUGGCCGCACCAGCACCAGCACGCGCUGCACAUACACGCGCAGGUACGUACCGGCCACCGGCCCGGGUGGGGGUGGGCGCGGGCGCGCUGCCCGCGCCCCCCGGGCUGCACGCGCGCGCCGCGCGGCCCUACGUGCGCCACGCGCCGCGCUGGCCGCACCAGCACCAGCACGCGCUGCACAUACACGCGCAGGUACGUACCGGCCACCGGCCCGGGUGGGGGUGGGCGCGGGCGCGCUGCCCGCGCCCCCCGGGCUGCACGCGCGCGCCGCGCGGCCCUACGUGCGCCACGCGCCGCGCUGGCCGCACCAGCACCAGCACGCGCUGCACAUACACGCGCAGGUACGUACCGGCCACCGGCCCGGGUGGGGGUGGGCGCGGGCGCGCUGCCCGCGCCCCCCGGGCUGCACGCGCGCGCCGCGCGGCCCUACGUGCGCCACGCGCCGCGCUGGCCGCACCAGCACCAGCACGCGCUGCACAUACACGCGCAGGUACGUACCGGCCACCGGCCCGGGUGGGGGUGGGCGCGGGCGCGCUGCCCGCGCCCCCCGGGCUGCACGCGCGCGCCGCGCGGCCCUACGUGCGCCACGCGCCGCGCUGGCCGCACCAGCACCAGCACGCGCUGCACAUACACGCGCAGGUACGUACCGGCCACCGGCCCGGGUGGGGGUGGGCGCGGGCGCGCUGCCCGCGCCCCCCGGGCUGCACGCGCGCGCCGCGCGGCCCUACGUGCGCCACGCGCCGCGCUGGCCGUACGUACCGGCCACCGGCCCGGGUGGGGGUGGGCGCGGGCGCGCUGCCCGCGCCCCCCGGGCUGCACGCGCGCGCCGCGCGGCCCUACGUGCGCCACGCGCCGCGCUGGCCGCACCAGCACCAGCACGCGCUGCACAUACACGCGCAGGGCGGCGCAGGCGGCGGCGCGGGGUCGGGCGCGGGGCUCAUCACGGCCGUGUCGCACGUGCCGCAGCUGCACGUGCCGCUCCCCCCACCACCCCCCACCUACCAGGUGUUCCUGAACCUCCUGGCGAUGUUCCCGCUGUCUCCGUACGCGGAGGCGCGCGCCGGCGGCAGCGAGGCCGGCGACUCGCCCGAGACCGAAAACUACGAGGCCCUGCUCUCUCUGGCCGAGCGCCUAGGCGAGGCCAAGCCGCGCGGCCUCGCGCGCCACGAGAUCGACCAGCUGCCCAGCUACAAGUUCUGCCAGCAGACGCACCAGGGCGAGCAGACGUCGUGCGUGGUGUGCAUGUGCGAGUUCGAGGCGCGGCAGACGCUGCGCGUGCUGCCGUGCGCGCACGAGUUCCACGCCAAGUGCGUCGACAAGUGGCUCCGGUCAAACCGAACGUGUCCGAUAUGCCGCGGCAACGCUUCCGAGUAUUUCAACAACUCGGAGUGACUCGCCCUCGCCUCGGCCGCGCAGCUCCGCUCCCGCGCCUAGCCACCGUGCCCCGCGUGCCCUCUGCGGCCUCUGUGCCCCGCGUGCCCUC
This is a messenger RNA of Cydia fagiglandana, 6245 nucleotides long. RefSeq names its product trithorax group protein osa-like. Bases 941 to 6154 code for a protein of 1737 amino acids. Gene Ontology annotation, molecular function: ubiquitin protein ligase activity. The transcript is spliced from 17 exons. The record is from RefSeq and is a predicted model, not a curated record. Gene Ontology annotation, biological process: protein ubiquitination. NCBI's taxonomy places the organism in Eukaryota, Metazoa, Arthropoda, Insecta, Lepidoptera, Tortricidae.